GCUUAGAAUAUUGGGCUGAGUAGUGUCAUAAAAUAGUGUCCAAGUACCUGAAGAAAGAGAAGAAGAAAGAGAAAAAUGAUGAAUCUGGGGCAUAAGAAAAUGUUGCUGCACACAAGGACAAGAGUGUUCUCCAGAUAUUAUUAUGGUACUUCAGCAGGUAAUUAUGGUAAUAGGAUAUCUCAACUUGAGCAACUUGUGAGGGAUGAGUGUAAGUCAGGAAAGAUUCAGAAACUUGAAGAUGGAUUGAGAUGCUUUGAUCAGUUGAUCUUAGAGAGACCAUUACCAUCUAAUUCUACAUUUAAUCAUGUAUUGGGAUCAUUAUCCAAGAUUAGAUGUUACACAGAUGUGAUCAAGUUAUAUAAGAAGAUGAGUUUGGUUGGGGUACAACCAACUGCUGUUACAUUGAAUAUUUUGAUAAAUUGUUGGUGUCAAUCAGGACAGGUGAAUCAUGGGUUUUGUUUGCUUGGAGAGAUACUAAAGAGAGGUUAUCGUCCUACUGUUAUCACUUUCACUGCACUCAUUAAAGGGUUGUGUCUUAAAGAAAAGAUCGAUUCUGCCUUCAAAGUGUUUGGCAGAAUGACUCAAACGGGUAUUCAACCUGAUGCAUAUACAUAUAAUACUCUUAUAUAUGGGCUCUGUAGAUCUGGUGAGGUGGCUCGCGCUCUUCAGCUAAAAAACAACAUGGUGAAAUGGAACUGCAGAGCUAAUGUUGUUUCUUACUCUAUGAAUAUAGAUACUCUUUGUAAAGGAGGUUUAGUUGAUCAAGCUGUGGUUCUCUUCUCCGAAAUGCUUAGAGAUUCAAAUGUUGUACCCAAUUUAGUCGUUUACAACUCUUUGAUAAAUGGACUGUGCAAUUCAGGUCGGUUGGAUGAGGCAAAGAGAGUCCUUGACGAGAUGGUUAGCAGAGGAAUCUCUGCGGAUGUAAUUACAUAUAAUUGUAUAAUUGAUGGUCAUUGCGGGCAUGGUCAAUGGGAAGAAGCAAGAAGAUAUUUUGAUGAGAUGCUGGAUCGAGGGGUUUCACCCAAUAUAGUAACCUUUAGUAUAUUAAUAGAUUCACUUUGUAAGGAUGGGAUGGCGAAAGAUGCUUGGGGAUUAUUGCUUAAUGUAGCGAAAAGGGAUUACUUGUGUAAUCUGAAAAAUGGUAUGCUUCUGUCAUUUCCCUUAGAUUCUGGUGGACUUAUUUUUGUUCCAAUUUUGGUUCACUUUCAGGAUCUUCACUCUGCCACUGUUGCUAACUGGAUUUUAUAUGCAAUUCAAUAUCAUUUUGAGGCAUAUGCAUGGUUCCAUGUGCUGCAGGAAUUAGAGAUGUACGUAAUUUCCCCUGCUGCAGUCUCUUUACUUUGGAUUUUCAUUACCUUAGAACUUGACACUACUCAUGCUGAAAGAAUUGUAUCUGCUUUUGUUGCAUCACGGACCCGUUCUUGGUGUCUGCUGGCAUGGCCUGCUACUCAUGAGUUAUUCGGAAUUUACUGGGAAUACCAUGUUUUACCCUGUCUUUCCUGUGGAGUUCGAUAUGAUUUUGUACUUCUGAGGCAUGUAAUGAUGCAGAAGAUGAGUUUGGUUGGAGUACAACCCAAUAUUUAUACAUUCAACAUUUUGAUCAAUUGCUGCUGUCAGUUACGCCAAAUGAAUCAUGGGUUUUGUGUGGUUGGAGAGACUAUCAAGAGAGGUUAUCAUCCUAAUACAAUCACUUUCACUACACUGAUUAAAGGGUUGUGUCUUCAAGAGAAGAUUGAUUCUGCAUACAAGAUGUUCGAGAGAAUGACUCAAAUGGGUAUUCAACCUAAUGCAGUUACAUGUAAUACUCUUAUAUCCGGGUUUUGUAAAACUGGGAAAGUGGAUCGUGCUAUUCAGCUGAAAAAAAAGAUGUCGCAAUGGAAAUGCAAACCUGAUGCUGUUUCGUAUUGUGUGAUUAUAGAUACUCUUUGUAAAGGAGGUAAAGUUGAUGAAGCUUUGGUUUUCUUCUCCGAAAUGCUUAGAGAUUCAAAUGCUGUACCCGAUGUAGCCGUUCACAAUUCUUUGAUCAAUGGACUUUGCAAGUCAGACCGGUUGGAUGAGGCAAAAAGAGUCUUUGACGAGAUGGUUAAUAGAGGAAUCUCUGCUGAUGUAAAGACAUAUAGUUGUAUGAUUGAUGGUCAUUGCAGGCGUGGUCAAUGGGAAGAAGCGAGAAGACACUUUCAUGAAAUGAUGGAUCGAGGGAUAUCACCCAAUACAGGAACUUUUAAUAUAUUUAUAGAUUUAAUUUGUAAAGAUGGGAUGACAGAAGAUGCUUGGGAGUUGUUUGAACUGAUGCACAAGGUAAAUGUAAAACCUAAUCAGAUUACUUAUAACUCAAUGAUCCACGGUUUGUGUAAGGCAGGUCGGUUGGAUGAUGUAGUGAAACUGUUUGACUCAAUGGUAGAUAAAGGCGUUCGACCGGAUGUUAUCAGUUACAAUAUAUUGAUUGAUGGGUAUUGCAAGAAUCGUAAGUUAGAUGAAGCUACGAUGCUAUUCAAGAAAAUGAAAGAAAAUAAUUUAAAACCUACCAAAGUUACUUACAGUACACUAUUAGCGGGACUAAACCGAGAGGGAAGAAUGAAGACUGCAAAAAAUUUGUCCAAUGAGAUGCGAAUUUGUGGUUUAUCUUCAAAGCCAUCAUGUUAAUGGCAUUUCCUCUUCAAUGGGACUUCCUGAACUAUUUCUUCCAACUAAUCAAUCCUGUUACUAUCAAGUGGAAUUUGAAAAAUACAGCGACAAUCUUGUUUCUGAAUGCCCAUUCUUUGAUAAUUAACUAGUUAGCUGUCAAUCUGAUUUCUUUUUGUAA
Papaver somniferum (opium poppy) is the source of this 2803-nucleotide messenger RNA. Its product is annotated as pentatricopeptide repeat-containing protein At1g63080, mitochondrial-like. Bases 76 to 2643 code for a protein of 855 amino acids. The record is from RefSeq and is a predicted model, not a curated record. Lineage: Eukaryota; Viridiplantae; Streptophyta; Magnoliopsida; Ranunculales; Papaveraceae. Gene Ontology annotation, molecular function: protein binding. The transcript has 6 exons.